CAGGGGGGUUUAGCCAAUGGCACAUGACAUCAUUUAUAGCUGGACAACAAGGGAGUUUACUUGUGGGGGUAUGAUUUUUGGUUGGAAGAACUUGGUUAAGUCUUCUGCUCAAUAAUGGCAAGGUGGUUCUGCCUUCUGUGCAUCUUGGACUUUUGGCAAUGGUUGCUGCUGCUGUACUGUGUCCUUGUGCUCAGUUCUUUCAGCCUUUUUUCUUUAUUAGCUUUUAUUUCCAUUGUCCUUUAUUAUCCUAGCUUAUUACAUUUUGUAAGUCCUGUUCUAGUAUUUUGCAACUUUGCAAUUGGUUCUGCAUUUCUUGUUACUUCUUCAAGCUUCAAGAGCUGAAAGUUUGGGGAGUUUGGACAAAAGCAGCUUCAAAUGGCUAGGAAGACUGAGCAUCCAGCAAGAAGACAAGCAUUUUUCAAGGCCCUUAUGGGUGAUUUUUCUCAGCAUCUGCGUAUACCAUCAGCGUUUAUCAAGAACUUGAACAGACGCUCACUGCACACAUGUCGUCUUAAAGGCCCUAGUGGACAAUGUUGGGUUGUGGAAUUGGAAAAGAGAGGCAAUCGAUUGUUUUUCCAUAAGGGUUGGGAGGAAUUUGUGAAGCAUCAUCCUCUAGAAGUUGGGGAUUUUCUGAUUUUCAGUUGUGAUGGUGUGUCCAUGUUCGAUGUGACAAUAUAUGGCAAAACUUUCUGUGAGAAGAAUGUAAAAGCAGCCAAGAGGAGAAGUGGCAGUAAUGGUAUUGCUGCCAAAAGAAGUGGUAAGUUGCCAAGGAGAAGUGACAGUCACGCUGACAAAAGAAGGGCAGUUGAUGGUGUAGAAGAAACUUCUCUUCGACCCAUUCCAUUCCAAUCAAAGAAUUCUUUUAUCUGUAGAGUUUUGACGGCACGUACAUUGUAUGAAGUGUAUAUUCCGACGGAAGUAGUCAUAGCGGAAGGUUUAAAGGCUGGGACGGCCAUAAAGAUUCAAGAUACAUUUGAGAUGUCAUGGCAUCUUAGACUCCGUGCUAACCAUGAUCGUGUGCUGAUGAGGUCGGGCUUGUCAAAUAUAUGCAAAGCAAACAAAACUUCACAUGGGGACACUGUGAUCUUUGAGUUUGUCAAGCCAAGAGUAGUGCAACUUCAUAUUAUCAGAGCAGGAGUUUACUAGCAGCCGCUGAUGCAUCCUGAAACAACAGCUAGUCUUUCCAAAAAAAUGUAAUUCCGCACUAGUACUGAUGAGACAAUUUUACAUCAAGUUAUGCAGACAUGACUGCUAAGAUUCUAUGCUUUUGUUUGACACUUCGACUAGUUAUUAUAAAACUGAAGCCUGCUUUUGAUGAAUGAUGC
Rosa chinensis is the source of this 1325-nucleotide messenger RNA. RefSeq names its product B3 domain-containing protein Os01g0723500. Lineage: Eukaryota; Viridiplantae; Streptophyta; Magnoliopsida; Rosales; Rosaceae. Gene Ontology annotation, molecular function: DNA binding. Bases 376 to 1146 code for a protein of 256 amino acids. The transcript is spliced from 5 exons. The record is from RefSeq and is a predicted model, not a curated record.